AUGGCGACUCCUCUCCUGCAGAGCAGAGUCUUUUACGGAUUGAAAACCGAUGUAAUAAGUAACGCGCAUUACAUUACUGAUAACGAUAUUUUGUAUCCGGUUGGCAAUGCCCUGGCAAUUCACAACUUUCACGAAAAACAUCAGCGACUGCUUCGUCUCCCGAAUAAGUACCAGAUUAAUAUAAUCGCCGUUACCCCGAAUAAGAAAUACGUAGCCCUCUGCGAAGUGGGUGACAAGCCGACGAUCUCAGUCUACGAUGUCCACAGUCUCCGCCGUAGGAAGACCCUGGGGAUCCCCUACGACUGUCCGGAAGUCAAGAACUUCACCUGCAUCUCCUUCAGCUUUGACAACAAGUAUCUCGCGGCGGUGACGGACUCCCCGGACCAAACGAUGCUGUUUUACGCUUGGGAGAAGGGCAAAGUCGAAUCGACAAUCAAAGUCCUGAACCCCCAGAUCCCAUCCGCUCUCAUCCACCAGAUAUCCUGCAACCCUGGGGACAUUGGUCUGGUUGCCCUCGCGGGGAGAUUCUCCUUCAAGUUCCUGACCUGCUCCGAGACCAUCUGGCGACCCUACGGAUUCUCCAAAGCUGAAAAUCUCCUGAUCUCCUCGAUCUGCUGGCUCAACACCGAUCGACUCCUAGCGGGGACUGAAGACGGCCGCAUCCUCUUCAUGGAGAACGGCGACCUCAAGAACAUCUUCAAGAUGAAGGAGGUCAGCCUUAUGAACCUGAAACUGCGAGAGGAAUUUGUCAUUCAGCCCUCGACUGAAAACACAACCGAAGACAUUCGGGCCUUGACAUUUUUUCCGAAGGGCUUUGCCUUCGGCUACGGCCCCGGCAAAAUCCUCGUCUUCGAGAAGGAUGGCCAACACAAAUUCAUCCACAAACACAUUUUCCUGGUGCCGAGGCAGGUCACCAAGGACCCGGAGGCCACCGAGGCCUUCUACGAGAUAAAUUCAAUAAGUGCGAAUGCCAGUUCAGAUCGACUGAUCGUCACCACCGGCUGGUCCCAGCUGUUCUCCGCUAAAUUAUGGACAUCCAAUCUCCUGAUGGACGUUACUCCAGAGGACCUGGGGAUUAUGGGACAGGCUCUGCAUCAUGGACCCAUCAACAGCCUCUCCAUGUGCGCCUGGAAGUCCAUCUUCAUUACUUCGGGGGACGACGACAGAAGCGUCAGAAUCUGGGAUUACGAGUCUGAGAAUCUCGUCAUGUUCAAACAGUACCAGGAGAACAUCUACUCGGUCGCACUGCAUCCCAUCGGCCUCUUCUGCCUCAUCGGUUUCACUGACAAACUUCGCUUCAUGACGAUUUCCAUCGACGAUCUACUGACGAUGCAGGAGUUCCCCAUCAGGGCCUGUAAAAUUGUGAAAUUCAGCAAUGGGGGGCAUCUAUUCGCCGCUGUCAACGGCAACAUCAUCCACGUGUACACGACCAUCGACUUCUCCAGUAAAUUUCUGUUGAGGGGACACACUGGCAAGAUCAGCCACAUCGUUUGGUCGCAACAAGACUUUAAACUCGUUUCGGUUGGGCUCGACGGGGGGAUCUACACCUGGGACAUCACCACAGGCACCAGGACUGGGGAAAUUAUCCUGAAGAAUGUCUCUAUCAGUGGGGUGGGGCUCACAGCAGACGCCUCCUCGAUUUACUGCAUCGUCAAUCACGGAAUCAACAAGAUCUACGAAAUCAAGGAUGACUCGGUCGUUCGUGAGCUAGCCAUGACGAAUAAUCAACUGACGUCUCUUCUUCUGGGGAAGAACGACUCACUGAUCUUCACCACUUGUCCUGGGGGUGUCAUUCUGUCCUUCAAGGUCCCUCUGCUGGAGGCACUCGAGUGCAAGGACUUUCACAUUCACUGCACGGACAUCACGAACAUCUGUCUCUCCUUCAACGAACAGAAUCUCAUUUCCGCCGGGGAUGACGGGAGUUUGUGCUUCUGGAAGGUAAUUUCGCCUGAAGCUACACUGGACUCUGGUGAUCAGUACACGAGUGAAGUUUUAAUCGGUAAAAAUGAUCUUGGGGAGAAGAUUCAACUGAUUCAAGAGUUGACGACUAGGAUCAAAGAAUUGGAGACCGAAGCCGCUUACAAAAUGCGACAGAUUGAGGUGCAGCACAAUGAUAAGAUGCGACAGGUGCACCAGGGCUACUGCGAAGCCAUCGAGGAGCUAAAGUUGAAAAUUGAUAAACUCCACGAGGAUCGGACUAACGAGCUCAACAACAUCAACUUCGAGAUCGCGAAGAUGAAGUCGGCGCAUGAGAAAUCGGUCAAGGACAUGGAGAUCAGUUAUGACAGUAAAUUGAUCGUUGAGUAUGACAAAUAUUCGGCGUUCGAGGUGAAGAAUAAUGAGAUGAGAGAGGAUUACGAGAGGCAACUCGAGGAGUUGUCAGUGGCACGUGGCAAAGAGCUCGAGGAGUCGAUUAACAGGUACGAGGCACUGCUGCAUGAAAAGGGAAUUCAACUCCAGGAGUUUCACGAAGAGAUGUCUCACCAGGUGCGGAUACACGAGAGGAUUAAGGACCAGAUCGAGGACGAUGCUGACAGGGAGAUUGUGGAGAUCAGGUCUGGGUACGAGAGUCUUUUGUACGAGGAGCGUCAGGCGAAUUUGAAGCUCAAGGGGGAGGCCGGUGUCCUCAGGAACAAGUACGCUGCCAAUCAGAAGGAGAUCGAGGACUUGAAGAGAAAUGUCAGUCAUCUGCAGGGGGAGCAGCACCAGUACCAGAGGACAAUUGAGCAACUCGAGAAGGAUGUAAUGGAUCUCAAGGGGGAGAUAAGCGAGCGAGACGCUGCCAUUCAAGAGAAAGAGAAGAAUAUUUAUGAAUUAAAGAGGAGUAAUCACGAGUUGGAGAAGUAUAAAUUCGUGUUGAAUUACAAAAUCGUGGAGUUGAAGAAUCAAAUCGAGCCGAAGGACGACGAGAUCAAGGAUCUGAAGGAGAAGCUGCAGAUGAUGGAGACGGAAUUGCUAUCGAUUAACGAGGAGAAUAAGAACCUGCAGCUGGAGAUCAGUGAUAUGAACGACAAGUUGAGUGGAGUUAAACGAGAGGUGCAGGUGGAGGUGCAGAAUAACAGGAAUAAUCAGCUGUUGCUGAAGAGAAUCCAGAAGGAUUUGGCUGAUGCUGCUGCUGUCAUCCAACAGCCCCAUGCCCUCAAAGUAGCUGUCAAGAAUCUUUAUAAUCGUUACAGCAGUGAUGAGGAGAUGCAGAGGAGUCGAGAGGCUAGUCUCGAAGUUGAGUGCGAACUUAUUAGGCAGAGGGAUCAUCUGGAGAGGACCAUUGAUUCGUUGAAGAGGCCCUUUUCCCGAAGAAAGAAAAAUACUUGAGAGGAUUGUUCAUUUCAUGGAGUGUGUAGUUACUUUAUUUUCUAAAUCUCUUAUUGUACAAAUGGAGUUAUUUGUAAAUAU
This is a messenger RNA of Diachasma alloeum, 3393 nucleotides long. RefSeq names its product cilia- and flagella-associated protein 57 (gene tous). The record is from RefSeq and is a predicted model, not a curated record. NCBI's taxonomy places the organism in Eukaryota, Metazoa, Arthropoda, Insecta, Hymenoptera, Braconidae. Gene Ontology annotation, molecular function: protein binding. The coding region runs from base 1 to 3312 and encodes 1103 amino acids. The transcript has 2 exons.